Mauremys mutica (yellowpond turtle) is the source of this 452-nucleotide messenger RNA. Its product is annotated as erythroid membrane-associated protein-like. The record is from RefSeq and is a predicted model, not a curated record. Bases 51 to 452 code for a protein of 133 amino acids. The transcript has 6 exons. NCBI's taxonomy places the organism in Eukaryota, Metazoa, Chordata, Testudines, Geoemydidae.
GUGAAUUCCUACAGGAUAUUAGAAGCACCUUGAGCAGGUGUGAGAAGGACAUGUUCCAGCAGCCAGACAAGAUUUCUCCUGAACUGGAAGAGCGAGUCAGUGGUUUCUCCCAGAAAACUAUUGUGAUAUUGAAGGCUCUGAGGAAGUUCAAAGACACUCUGCCGUCUGCACUGGAGAGAAAAAGAGGGGAACCACUCGGAGCACACAGACGAACAGGGGCUGCUAACAGAGAGUUUCGCAAGGGAGUUCUCCAGGUGAAGGAGGAGCAAAUACAGCAUCUGUGGGUGAAUGUGACUCUGGAUUCAGACACGGCUCAUCCCAACCUCAUCCUGUCUGAGGAUCGGAAAUAUGUGAGAUGGGGAGACACGUGGCAGGAUCUGCCCAAGAACCAUGAGAGAUUUGACACUGUGGUGUGUGUGCUGGGCUGUGAGAGAUUCACCUCGGGUUUGUAA